AUGGCAACGAAAAGUUUGAUUGAGAGGGAGAAGAAGAGGCAAAAAUUGGAACAAAAAUAUCAUUUGAUUCGAAGAUCUCUAAAAAAAGAAAUAAGCAAAGCUCAGUCGUUAAGUGAGAAAUGGGAAAUUCAGGGAAAGUUAGAAGCACUACCGCGUAAUAGUGCACCUACACGUCUUCGUCGACGUUGUUUUUCGACCGGAAGACCGAGAGCUAAUUAUCGAGACUUUGGAUUAUCUAGACACAUACUUCGUGAAAUGGUUCACGAAGGUUUGUUGCCCGGUGCAACAAGAUCGAGUUGGUAA
This is a messenger RNA of Medicago truncatula (barrel medic), 303 nucleotides long. The record is from the annotation of a RefSeq genome assembly. NCBI's taxonomy places the organism in Eukaryota, Viridiplantae, Streptophyta, Magnoliopsida, Fabales, Fabaceae.